UCUUAUACUUUCACACAUUUUCCAUUCCAACAAAUCAAAAACAUUUCUUUUCUCAUCUCUCUCUCUUUCAAAGCAUCAAAUCUAUCACAAAUUCUACCUUUCUGAUUCGAACCAAAUUAAAUCCUUAAACAAAAAAUGGAUCAAAAUUUGCCAAUUGUAGCAAAGAAAUUCUGGAACAUAGUGCGAGUAGCUUUCUUCAUGCUGAAAAAAAGCAUAUCAAAGAGAAAAUUUAUGCUGGAUUUCAACUUAUUUAUGAAGCGUGGCAAAAUUGCUAGCAAAGCCGCAAUCCAUAAUCUCAUGUUCCACCACAUGACCCAUCAAUGGUCUAAUUCCUCAUCUUCUCCCACUUCGCACGUGGGAGAUCUCUCACACGCUCCACCCGAUGAGUAUGAAUUCAGCUGCAGUGACAGCCCAGCGUACACUAAAACCUUCCACCUUCCAUUCAACCUCAACAAGCGCAGCAAGCACCGCGCGCCCCAUUUUCACGCGCCGGCCACCCCCGACGACGACGCUUUUGUGAUAAAUGCGGCUGUUAUGAAGGCAAUGGAGAUGCUUCAGAAUGAUAAUUCUUCGCCGGCUAAUAAUUUGCCUGGUUUUGGGAGGACUCCGACGGUGAGGCAGUUGAGGAUUACUGACUCACCUUUUCCAUUAAGAGAUGUUGAAGAAGAUAGCCAUGUUGAUGAGGCUGCUGAAAAUUUCAUAUCAAAAUUCUACAGGGAUUUGAGGCGGCAAGCUUCUCCUGGUCCAUAAAUAUAUACUAUACUAUUUAUGCGUUUCGAUUUUCAGCGUAGUGAUUUGGAAAUAUGGACAACUUAUUUGGGAUUAAUGUAUAUGCAUUGCAUAUUGCAUGUAAAAAUUUCAGCUUUCCGUUCUGUUCGUGGGUGUUUUUUCCCAUUUCCUUUAGGGGUUUAAUGGAAAUGUCAAAAAAGAAAAAUGUAGUCCUACGGAGUAGUAUAUUAUAGUAUAUAAUUGUGAUGAAAUAUUUCCA
Molecule: messenger RNA, 988 nt
Organism: Nicotiana tabacum (common tobacco)
Lineage: Eukaryota; Viridiplantae; Streptophyta; Magnoliopsida; Solanales; Solanaceae
Source: RefSeq, a predicted model, not a curated record